Molecule: messenger RNA, 1721 nt
Organism: Vombatus ursinus (common wombat)
Lineage: Eukaryota; Metazoa; Chordata; Mammalia; Diprotodontia; Vombatidae
Gene: SEC22C
Product: SEC22 homolog C, vesicle trafficking protein
Exons: 7
Coding region: 317-1228 (303 amino acids)
Biological process (GO): endoplasmic reticulum to Golgi vesicle-mediated transport
Source: RefSeq, a predicted model, not a curated record
CGAGCCGUCGCCCGGGUCUGCGUGUUUGUAGGUAGGGGGCGGGGGGCUAGCAGCUUCGCCAGAUUACACAUGCGCACAGGAGCUACCGGCCCGCGAGGUGUAGGCGGCCAAGCCAAGCCCCGCCCCCUCAUUUUUCCUCUUCUCCCCUCCCCUGUGGGCCCAGGCGGGACCAGCCGCCGAGCUAUAGGCAGGAGUAGGGGAGGGCAAGAAAGCCAGGACCUCAGAGUGACGGAUCGACUGGGGAUCUCGGUGACACUGAAGCAGCUGCGGCGGGAGCUCAGAGGCGAAGGAAUCCUCAUGAAUUCCUUUUUGGACCAUGUCCAUGAUCCUUUUUGCCUGUGUGGUACGGGUGAGAGAUGGAUUGCCCCUCUCUGCCUCCACAGAUUUUCACCAUAACCAGGACUUUAUGGAAUGCAGAAAGCGGCUAAAAACGUUGUCCUUAAUUUUGACACAGUUUCCAGGUCGGGGGACUGCAGAAGGACAUGACCUCAAUAUACACUUUGACUCUUCUGGAGCCAUAGCCUGCAUGGGGAUCUGCUCCCACAGUUAUCCCGUGGCCAUGGCCUUCUGCUUUCUGGAGGCUCUUCGGUGGGAGUUCACUGCUUCCUAUGACAACACCAGCAUAGGCUUGGCUUCCAGACCAUAUGCUUUUCUCAAAUUCGAUAAUGUCAUUCAGAAAGUGAAAUGGCAUUUUAACUAUGCAAGCUCUUCUCAGCUGAAGACCCACUUAGAAAAGAUUCAGGAAGAGCUACUGCUCCAGCCUCCGCUGGUCCUGAGACUAGAGGACACAGAAGUGAUGAGUGGGCUAAGAAACAGUCACUCUUCGAUGCAGGCUGAAUAUGCUCCAAAUUACCGGAUGAAGCCAGUGACAGCUCUGGGGAUUCUGUCUCUUGUUCUGAACAUCAUGUGUGCUGCUUUGAACCUUAUUCGAGGAAUUCAUCUGGCAGAGCAUUCCUUUCAGGAUGAUCCUGAGACAAUUGGGAGCAUAAUGGCGUUUCUUAUCCCUUUUGUAGCCUGCAUUUUUCAGUGUUAUCUGUACCUGUUCUACAGUUCCACAAGGCUUCUGAAGGUGGCUGUCAUCCUGUUCUUCAUUUGCCUGUGCAAUAUUUACCUGCAUGGACUAAGGAACCUCUGGCAAAUACUCUUCCACAUAGGAGUGGCUUUUCUGUCUUCCUAUCAGAUACUGACGAGACAGCUUCGAGACAAAGUGCUUGAUGGUGGGGUUUGAGACCCUGGGGCACUAAGGCUUGGACUGGCCACUCUCCUUCUUUUCUCAAUGAGGGGGAAGGGCAGGAGAAUGCACAGUUUUUCCUGUGGAAAGAGGGUUACGGCCACUUGUCUGGUUUGGUCUUUCACCUUUCAGUUUUGGGUCUUGUGGGUACGUGUUCAACUAGACUGGACAGAAGAACUGAAGGUCUGGACUUCAUCAUAACAGAUGUAGUUGAAGGGAAGAAGCGAGCUUCUGUGUACCGCAUACAUUCCAGGUGGAUACAAAGCAGAGGGAAGGCUCUCCCAUUCAGUUUAUCAUCUUAUUUGUAAUAGUAACAAUGACUUACAUUUCUGUAACACUUCAAAGUUUACAAAGCCCUUUCCUCCCAGUAGCCCUGUGAGGGUGGUAGUGCAAGGAUUAUUAUCCUGAUUUACAAAUCAUAGGAUUAUAGAUUGAGAUUCAGUGCCAUAAUGUCCAACCCAUUCAUUUUUCAGAUAAGGAAACUGAUGCA